Molecule: messenger RNA, 1099 nt
Organism: Nannochloropsis gaditana CCMP526
Product: aminotransferase class-iii
Exons: 3
Molecular function (GO): amino acid kinase activity
Source: RefSeq, a predicted model, not a curated record
AAAACAUGUCAGCUGAGGAUGAGGAGCGGCGGAAGGGCCUGAAGCCAGUGGUGGAUAUAGCCACCGCCGUACAUAUCGCACACCAGAUCUGGGGACUACGUGUGGCAGACGAUGACGACCCACCGCGCCCGCUUGAGUCCUACGACGACUGUAAUUUUUACAUGCCCGGUAUUUUGCCAACCUCGCUUGAGCCAUCUCAACAACGCCAAAAAUACCUGCUUAAAAUCCAAAACGGCGUGGAAAGUCGCACACCUGAGGUCCUGGCAUUCCAGCACGCCACCAUGGCGCGUUUGACCGCCGCUGGCCUUUCCUGCCCCCGUCCUGUCCCCCUUCCUCCUUCGGUCCCUCCCCCACGCCCUUCAUCCACACCUGCCAGCACAGAGAAAGCCAUGGCCCCCGCCUCCUCCCACACGGUCUUCCACACCCUCCCCGUCCGGGCAGGACCCGCCACUCCCCUGGCCGUUCGUCUCUUCCAUUGGGUGGAGGGUACCCCCCUCGUCGACGUCCCCUUCCCGCCCCUCCCUCCUCCUUCCUCCCCCCCUCCGGCCUCCCUCCCUCCCUCCCUCCCACCCCAGGCCGCUGCCCUGCUUGCAGCAGGGCGGUACCUCAGUCGUAUCGAGCAAGCGCUCACGGGGUUCGACCAUCCGGGUAGUCAUCGUCGACACAUGUGGGACGUGCGUCAUUUCGCCUCCUUAAGACCCUGGACCAGGUACCUCCCGGAAGAAGGCGGGAAACGCGCCUUGGUCGUCUCGGUCCUUGAAGCCUUCGUGCGGGAGGUGGUCCCCGUGGCGGAGGGCGGGGGGGAGGGCCUUCGGAUGGACUCAAGCCAAGCAGGGGAGGAAAGGGCCGUGGCUGGUUUUCGGGAGGGUGUGAUCAUGGGGGACUGGAACGACGCCAACAUCAUCGUGGCUCCAAGAGCCCCCUCCCAGGUGCGUGGAUUGAUCGACCUGGGCGACGCUCUCUGGAGCUGGCAAGUCAACGAGGUGGCCAUCGCCAUGGCUUACGCCGCCGUCUCUGCCCUGGGAAAAGCUUACCCCGUCCAGGCAGCGGCCUUGCUUUUGAGGGGUUGGGCGGCGGGGAGCUCGACGUUGCCUCGGAG